AUGGAGACGCACCUCGGCUGGAAAGACGCUUCACUGUAUGCCGACCGUUCGCCAUCACGAAAAGCCGAUGAGCGUGUGAACAGAAGCGGGUCCCGUGCUCCAGGUGCUGGUCCUAGAACCAUAGAUAUUUCAUCUCCAAAAGGGGAACUUGGUAUUGCCUCCCGGUCUGCAUCCGCCUUUGGGCGCCGUAGCGGCACCUCCUCCCCCUUGGAAAGAGUGAUCGACGGCGCUGAUGUAAUCGGGGGCCUCUCAUGCACUCGAGACUUGCACCGCGGUUUAAUGGAGCAGAAGCUUCAGAACAUACAACAUGAGGCAGAUGUCAUGCAAGAGGAGCUGAAGGAGACGAACUCACGCCUCUCACGCGUGACAAAGCAGCUAAAUGAACAAAAGGUAGAGUUUAGUUCUUUGACUCAGCGGUACGGGGAAACAGUUGAAAAACUAACUGCAACAGAGGGUAGUGUAAAACGGCUGGAGGAGCACCUUGUGCACGAACGUCAGCAGCAUGCCAAUGUGCGUGGGGAGUGUGACCGUCUGAAAACAAUGCUCCAAGAGACACAAUGGGAAGUUGAGAGGGCUCGUCGUGAGCUGCAGCAAGAACGCGAGCGGCCCACUGUGGACCAGAGCGAGGUUCAACGUUUGCUCAAUGACCGUACGCGGUACAUUCCAACUGGGGAGGUGCAACAACGUAUAGAUGAGAUACGCGACACGCACAAAGCCUUUGCAGGCAGACUAACGGACUCCUUUAGUGUGUUACUUCGUGCACAGGAAGAAGACGAGGCUUCGGCUAUUGCCACUCGAAACUCUGUGCUUUCGCUCGUUGCGGAGUUUGAAUCGAAGUUGAAUGGCGUGGAGGAUGUACUAACAUCUCUUCAAGAGCAGAUGCUUGCGUUCAGCGAGGUGUCGGAGCAAGAAACAAUGGAAAUGAUUAAUACCCUUAUUGUUGAAAACAAGGAGUUGUGGAAACAUCUCUCGAAGUUGAAAGGUGAGAAUGAAACCCUUUCUACAAAGUUGGAAGCUGAGCGGCGGAGAGGUGAUGUGGUCCCGCGGGAUCAACAUGAGUGCACGCAGAAAAAACUUGCCUUAACCACCGACAAACUGACAGACGCCUUAGAAGCUAUCGAAACACAAACUAGGCAAAGGAAGGCACAUGAAGCACAGAUCAAUGAACUGAAAGCCACCAAUAGAUCUCUGAAAGAUCAAAUAAAGCGCUUAACCGGAGAUAUUUCGGCAGCGCAGGCGGAAGCGGGACAGUGCAAAGACCAGCUGAGGGAAAAUAAAAUUACAGUAAAGGAGUCGACACGGCGCGCAGACGAGUUGUGGGAGCUUCUAAGUGUAGAAAGGCGCCAGUCAGGCGAGAAGAUAGCACAGAUGACGGAGGAUUGCAAGAAGCUAAGGAGAGAUUGUGAGAACCUCUCUGAACGGCUAGCUAAGGAACAGGAAAAGGCACGAAAAGAGUGUCAACGGUUGAAGGAUGAGCUGCAUAAAGCGGAAGAAAGUGCCAAAACACUUCAACGAGAGCUAAACAACCGCGACCUCUCCUUUGAGAACUACAAACAGCAGUCGGAAGGCCAGCAGCAAGAAAUGGCGCGGUCAAUGAAGGAGGACCUGGCAAAAACAAAGAAACGGCUUGAACACGAACUAGAUGUCACUCAGCGUAGGUUACAAAAGCAACUCGAUGCAGUCGGGGAGUUAGAACGAGAACGCGACAAGGAGCGAUCGGAGCGUCGGGCAGUGGAGGCAACUGUGGCGAAAUUAGAGGCGGAAUUGGCUGGUUUGCGUACGGAGAACCAACAGCAACAAUAUCGUUUACAGCAACUUACAGAACGUACACAGAGAAUGGACUUAGAGGCAGAUCAUCUCCGGCAGAAGCGUGAUUCUGCCGAGAAUGAGGUAAGGCAGCUUCAACUUGAGUUGAAUCGUCUGCAAGACCAAAAGUGUGAGGUGGAACAGCAGCUCGCUAAGGAGCGGGAGACGCACACACAUGAUUCACAAAAGUACAAGGAAGAUGUACAGAAGAUAGACAAAAAUAGUAACACGCUGCAAGAGAAACUCCAUAAAGCCCGACUUCGCAUAACCGAACUCGAGCAACAGCAGCAGAAAUCCUUAAAAGAAGCCGAUGAUGAGAAGAAGUUGGAAGAGAAGAAUCUGCAGCUCCAAACCCAAAACCGCGAAGUUAAACUAGAGAAUGAGUCGCUUCGUGAAGAAAUAAAGCGAAUCAAUAAAAAGAUGAAAAGUGUAGAGCAUCUUUCUAAGCAGUUGGAGGAUGCGCGGGAGCGAUUACUUGUGCUACCUGCGUUGAGAGAAGCUGCUGAGGAAGCCAGGCGCGAUGUUGAGCGGGCAGUAGAAGAAACUGAGGCACUACGACAGGAACGCGACACGAUGGCAGAAAAGUUGGAUAGCUUCCUCGACAUUAGGAGGCGGGCCCCAAAGACGGAUGUAGAGUGGACGCAUCUUCUGCACAACGUCAAGGAGCAGGUCCAACAGCUCGAUGGGAAACCCUCAAUGCCAAGAUCAUGGAAACAACAGGAGGGCAUUCCGCUAAGUAUCACCACUCGACCCGGUGGCUACAGUGAAAUGUACCGUAACAAUCAGCGUUCUCUUAGUGGUGGCCGCAAACAACAGCAAUGCUCAGCGACCCAGGGCUGUUGUCAGUUAGUUGAAAGUCCAACCCAAUCAAAUGGGGCCACAAUGCCUCGACCAUGGCGCUAA
Molecule: messenger RNA, 2709 nt
Organism: Trypanosoma brucei brucei TREU927
Lineage: Eukaryota; Euglenozoa; Kinetoplastea; Trypanosomatida; Trypanosomatidae
Exons: 1
Coding region: 1-2709 (902 amino acids)
Source: RefSeq, a predicted model, not a curated record